Lasiodiplodia theobromae is the source of this 1164-nucleotide messenger RNA. RefSeq lists its product as uncharacterized. The record is from RefSeq and is a predicted model, not a curated record. NCBI's taxonomy places the organism in Eukaryota, Fungi, Ascomycota, Dothideomycetes, Botryosphaeriales, Botryosphaeriaceae. Bases 1 to 1164 code for a protein of 387 amino acids. The transcript is spliced from 4 exons.
AUGUCUCCGCCGUUGGGAGCAACCGAGGGCCAUGGCGAAGCUACUGAUAGGGAGCCUGGAGCAGUCGCAGAGUUUGCGCUGCAGCGCGAGCGGAUCGUCGCAAACUCUCGUAGCAGCGAUUAUCUUGACGAUACCACGAACCAACCUCAGAGGAUCAAGGACGAGAGUGACAGUGAGGACGAUGAGGGGUCUGAGGAAAACGGUUUACGUGUCUUCUAUCCGAGACCAAGUCUACCGGUGCCCUCAGUUGAGCACCGGUCCUUACAAAAUCUCAUGGAAAUGCUAGAGCAGGAAGUCAUCGACCUCAAUCCUGAGUACCAAAGGGAUGUUGUGUGGGCACAGGAGCGUAUGAUCGGCCUGAUAGACUCUCUCAUUGAGAAUGUUUGCAUACCCCCGAUAAUCUUCAAUCGCCAAAUCACUCGCAUGGAGGACGGCACAGCCCGCGUGAAGCGUGUUUGUGUCGAUGGCAAACAGCGACUCUCGUCAUUGAAGGCAUUCAUGGAGGGCAGAAUCGGUUGCCACGACCGACAUGGAUCUAUUUGGUACUUCACCAAACCUGCGGCUAGCAAAAGGCGCCGCACGGUUCCUGAGCAUUUCAAAGAGGCAUUCCGUAACCGAAAACUUAUCGUUUACGAGUACCGGAAUCUUAAACGAGCACAGGAGGAGGAUCUCUUCUCCAGCGUCCAGAAGGGAGUUCAACUAACAACUGCGGAGAAGUUACGAGCGACAACGGGGCCAUGGCAAGAACUCGGAAAGAUUUACGAGCGCGACUUCCCCAAAGUAAGCGGAUUAUCUGGCACCAGAAGAGCCGUGGGAUUCAACAACGUACUGGUCUCAUUUGGCAUGAUCAUUGAGGCAGAACGCGGCCUUUCGAAUCAAAAGGCCCCACACUUCAGCACAUCUGCCUCGACUAUCAAAGCGCUAUUCAAGAACGUCGAUGACUACAACGCCGAUAUGCGCGAGAAGAUCCGGCAAACGUACAUGGCAUUCGACUGGUUGAUUGAGCUCGACCCAAAGGCCUUUAUGGACAACGGCUAUACCCAUGCCAAGCUCUUUUCGCCUUUCGAAUUCGUAGCAACUACAGUGCUAAUUUCCUUACACUCGGAAAACGAGAGUGAUCAGUUUCUACUUGAGAGUAUUAAAGGUAUGCGCCUGCAUUUAUGA